Messenger RNA from Heterocephalus glaber (naked mole-rat), 4731 nucleotides. The record is from RefSeq and is a predicted model, not a curated record. Lineage: Eukaryota; Metazoa; Chordata; Mammalia; Rodentia; Bathyergidae.
GGAGCAGCGAGUGGGGGCGGAGACGAGGAAGUGGGUACUAGGCGCGGGCUGUGCGCGCAGUCCGCCCGCUCCAUCCCUGCCCAGGGCGCAGCGGCGCGGGCUCCGGGCCACUGCCCGCGCCCAGCGCAGCGGCACCAGCUCCUGAUUUCCAGUGACCCCAGAGAGGAAGACCUUUUCGUGUAGAUGGGAGCAGUAGCCAACUAUGGAGGAUAAGGCUGAGUCUAUGCAUGAUCCCUCCAGCAUAAAAACAAAGCCACCUCCAAACACAUGCCCCAGGGCCUCGGUCUAUAUGCAAAACCUAGAGAGUGGCGAUCUACCCCAGCCCCAGGAGGAAGCUGGCUCCUCAGGGGACUCGCUGAGGACUGGCGUUUGAACCACCAAUGUGACUUCAAGGUCUUGCCUUUACCUCUCCAUUCCUACUCCUGCACCACACCUUACAGGGUAUUGCUUGGUUUAUUUUUAGAAAAACAGCAUUGGGUAAGUCAUUGAAGCCUCCCCAAACUUGGACACUUUCUUUUUGAGCCUGGAGCCCAGUGGUAAGAGCAGAAGAGAAGCAGCCAAGAGCCAGGGCAGCAACAGAAGGGUCCCAGGAUGGCGCUCAAUGACACAGCCUCUUCCUUUUGCCUGGACUCUACUGUGUACAAGAUCACCAUCAGUGUGAUCCUUGUAGUCCUUAUCCUCAUCACCGUCGCCGGGAAUGUGGUUGUCUGCCUGGCUGUAGGCUUGAACCGCCGGCUCCGCAGUCUGACCAACUGCUUCAUUGUGUCCUUGGCAGUCACAGACCUGCUCUUGGGCCUCCUGGUGCUGCCCUUCUCUGCCAUCUACCAGCUGUCCUGCAAAUGGAGCUUCAGCAAGGUCUUCUGCAAUAUCUACACCAGCCUGGACGUGAUGCUCUGCACAGCCUCCAUCCUCAACCUCUUCAUGAUCAGCCUUGACCGCUACUGCGCUGUCACCGACCCACUACGGUACCCUGUGCUCAUCACCCCAGCUCGGGUUGCCAUCUCUCUAGUCUUCAUCUGGGUCAUUUCCAUCACCUUGUCCUUCCUGUCUAUUCACCUGGGUUGGAAUAGCAGGAAUGAGACCAGCAAGGAUAAUGACACCACCCUCAAGUGCAAAGUUCAGGUCAAUGAAGUGUAUGGGUUGGUGGACGGACUGGUUACCUUCUACCUACCUCUGCUGAUAAUGUGCAUCACAUACUUCCGCAUCUUCAAGAUUGCUCGGGAGCAGGCCAAGAGAAUCAAUCACAUCAGCUCCUGGAAGGCAGCCACCAUCAGGGAGCACAAAGCCACAGUGACACUGGCUGCCGUAAUGGGGGCCUUCAUCAUCUGCUGGUUUCCCUACUUCACUGUUUUUGUUUACCGUGGGCUGAAAGGGGAUGAUGCUGUCAAUGAGGUGUUUGAAGCCAUCGUUUUGUGGCUGGGCUAUGCCAACUCAGCCUUGAACCCCAUCCUGUAUGCUGCCCUCAACAGAGACUUCCGCACUGCUUACCAUCAGCUCUUCUGCUGCAAGCUCGCCAGCCGCAACUCCCAUGAAACUUCUCUGAGGCUGAACAACUCUCAGCUGAUCAGGAGCCAAAGCCGAGAACCCAGGUGGCAGGAGGAGAAACCCUUGAAUCUCCAGGUGUGGAGUGGGACAGAAGUUACAGCCCCACAGGGAGCCACAAACAGGAAGCCAGCUCUGUCCUGCACCACGUGCUCCAGCAACCUCCUGAGUUGCUGCAAGAACCUGUGGGGCCUUCGGUUCCUUCAGAGACACCUGGAAAGUCCCUCAGAGGAACAAGCUGAGGAGCCACUGUCUGAGGAGACCCAGACAAUAACAGACCAGGAAGCAAUGAGGGCACUGCCCUCUGAGGCUGUUUAGACCGCCCAAGGAUGAAGAUAUUGGUCCUGGUCACCCAAAGUUGACACUGGGGCUUCUAAGGACCCAGCAUGCACAGCCACUGAGGAAGAACCCUGGGGUGCUGUGGUCCUCCAGCCCAGCGACAACAGUCUGUUCUGUGCUCAGCAUUCCCAGACAGGGGCUCAGGACUCCUCUGGGCUGAAUUCCAGGGCUUCAAACCUCACAUUGGUGCUGGCCCUAGGAGUCAUACGCAGAGACAGUGGGACUUACGGGAAUGUGUACACAUGUGUGCAUGGAUGAGUAUGUGUAGGGACAUGCAUGUCCUCAGAGAAGGAGCAGAGGGUGUUGCUCUAAAGCACUGGCCUCUCACUCCCUUGUGGGGUCUGCAUGAUGAAGGAAAGGAAAGGGAAGGCAAGGGAAGGGCAGGGCAGGGCAAAGGUGGGAAAAGGACUGAAAUUGCCUUCAUAAACACCUACUAUGUGCCAGGUAUUUCACUUGCACAAGAUCUCAUAAUCCUUACAAUGUGUGCUUAGGGUAAGGGCCACCACCUCACCUUUACAGAGAUGGAAACUGAGCCUCAGAGAAGCAUUGAGCCUGCUCGAGCUACUCAGCUAGAAAGUAUACUUGGCACAUAGGAGGUACUAGGAAACUAUUUGUUGAGUGGAUGGAUGGAUGGAUGGAUGCGAAGAUGAAGGAAAAGCUGGACCUCAUGUCCAUACACUUUUUUUUUUUUUUUUUGGUGGCCGGGGAUCAAACUCGGGACUUUGCGCUUGCGAGGCAGGUGGCAGAACCACUGAGCUAAUUCCCCCGCCCUCACAUCCAUACUCUUGACACUACAUUACACUGCCUCUCCAAAGAGAGGCCAAGAUAUUUCUGUGACUCAGCCUACCCUCCCGUUAGCGGGAUCAGACCUUCAGUCCUGGGGAUCCUGUCACUGUCACGCUAAAGUCUGACCUUCUCUAGUGCUUGUUAUCAACGAAAACCUGUGUGUAAUGGACUCACUGGGGACAGUGUGACUGGCAUCAGGGAGGACAGGUGCAGGCUCCAGGCUGCAGAGGUUGUGAAUGGGGGAGUUGACCCAGCAGUGCCCUCUGCUGGCCACAUGACCUCGGACACAUCACCUGACCCCUCUGAACAGCUCUCUCCUCCUGUUUGAGGGAUAAGCACCCCUUUCUUAUUUGUGGGAUUUCUGAAGAGACCCGAGAAGAUGGGGUUAUUAAGAGCUCCAGAAAUAUGAGGGUGUCCAUGGACUUCUCUGCCCCAAGGGCUUCUCAAUGGCCCCACCCCUACCUGACACUCUUCUCUUGGCUUCCAAGAUCCCCACCUCGUCUCCCCAGGACUUUACAAUUCCUGUAUUUUCAUCAUGCUCAGCCCAGCCAUCACGUGUAGCUCUUCCCCAGUGCUAUCCUGAGCCUUGUUUCCAGUUUCUCUCCCUCUGUGGCCUUGUCUACACCCAUGACUCCAGUUCUGAGGCAUGAGACAGUUACUUACAGAUUUACAACUAGAGGACAGGCCCAUUAGAGAAGCUGUAGACCCUCCACUGCCCACAAAACACCUCCACCUGGAUGUUUCAAAGAUGUCUCACCUUCAGUGUGUCCAUAACUAUGCCCUUGACCAUCUGCCUGUACCUGCUCCUCUCCUGGGCUUCCCCUUCUCAGAUACAAGCCCAUUGUAUGCCUCAAAGUUUGAGAAUCACCUUUGGGACAUCCCUUUGCCUUGCUCCUCAUGUUCAACCCUCCUGAGUCCUAACCUCUAUACAUAUCUACCACCCAAUUGAUUCCUUCCAUCUGCCCUGUGAUCACUCAGUCCAACUGCCAUGGUCUCCAUCAGGGCAAUUGGAAUAACUUCUCUCCACAUUCCCCACUCUACUUCUUCCAGUCCACCCUCUACUCAACAGCCACAGUGGGCUGUGCAAAAUGCAAAUUUGAUUGUAUCACACAAGAGAAAACCAUCUUCAGCAUGCCCCAUAGGCCCUACAUAGUUGACCUGUACAUGUCCUUCCAGCCUCCUCCGUAAGCAUACUUCACCUUCCCUUCUCUUUGCUUCAGCCCUGCUUUCCUUUUUAUUUAUUUAUCUUACUCUUUCCAGCAAACCAAUCACUCACAAUGCUAUUUCUAUGACUUGAAAUGCCCUUCUUGCUUUUUGGGCCAGUUGACUCCAUGAGAUCUCAGCUAAAAUGUCAUUUCCAUGAGAAAGACUUCCUUGUUCCUAAAUACUAAACCAAGCUCCUACCACACAACCUCAGAACUUUCCUUGGAAGCUAUUGGCAUAGUUGUAAUGCCACUGUCCCUUCUGUGAUUCCUUGAACAUCACCUGCCUCCCCUACUCAUGAGUUCUUUCUGUUGACUGUUGUCUGUCCAGCCCCUGAAGAGUACUGGCAACAGUAAGAGCUUAAUGAAUAUCUCAUAGAUGAUCGAGAAGAGAAAAUAAAGAAUGCAGAGACUGGUCAACUCCAACACUUAAACAGGCCAAUAAACCUGAAAGCAUGAUUUGCCUUCCUGAGCCCCAGAUAUACUUAAUUUCUCAGCAGAAUUCCUUCUGGAAACUCAGAAACCCCUCUUUGGAAGUUUCCAUAGGAGUUUGAGGCAGGUGGGUUUCUAAGUGAUGGCCAAGUAAUUGGAAGCAUAAGACCUCCAGUGCCAACAAACUUCUGUCCCUAAUCACAGACUUUGCUGGUCAAGGCUCCAGCCUAAGGUGUGCAUGAGCCACCUAGCACUGUAGAAGACUCCUGUGAGUCUGUGUCUGACCUACUCCCUCCUUGCGGAGGCCUCUGGGAGCCACUGCUGGCUGCAGAAAUUGGGUACAGGCUGCCUGGAGGAGCAACAUCUGUGGUGGGACCCUGAAUCAAUGUUCUGUGUUACCACUGCGUUCCAAUAAAGCUAUCAAAACAGA